GCGGGCAGCAGCAGCGGCCCCCAGGCCGGCAUCCGGUGCCUGGGGACGGCGGGGGACAGCCAGCUGCAGGCCUACGGCGCCUACAGCCUGGCGCUGGCCGGACUGGGCGGCGCCCUGCCGCUGCUGCUCACGCUCGCGGCCUAUGGCGCCCUGGUGCACGCCGUGCUGCGGAGCCACGGCACUACGGUGGCCGAGAAGCUGCGCGUGGCCGUGCUGGUGGCCAGCGGGGUGGCCCUGUACGCCGGCUCCUACGUGCCCUACCACGUCAUGCGGGUGCUCAACGUGUACGCCCGCCUGCGCUGGAGGGCCCGCUGCCCCAACUUCACCAGCGAGAGCGCGGCGGUGCACGCCCUGGAGCUGCGCACCUACCUGAGCUACCAGGCCACGCGCGGCCUCAUCCCGCUGGCCAUGUGCCUCCACCCCCUGCUCUACAUGGCCGUGGCGCCCAGUCUGGGCUGCUGCCGCCGCCUCCGCUGCCCAGGGUGCAGGGCAUGCCUGGAGCCGGAGGACACCCAGGACUCCGGCCACGCCCGGCCCCUCGAGGUCACCGCCAAAACCGCAGAGCCACGGUCCCUGGAGCAGAGCCAGCUGUGACCGGCCUACCGGAGCCGCCUGCUCACCACAGGCGCCAGGACCCUGCUUCCUCCCCAGAGAAGCCUGUGGUGGCAGGUGGGUGGGACCAGCCC
Tupaia belangeri chinensis (Chinese tree shrew) is the source of this 686-nucleotide messenger RNA. RefSeq names its product purinergic receptor P2Y11 (gene P2RY11). Gene Ontology annotation, molecular function: neurotransmitter receptor activity; G protein-coupled ATP receptor activity. The annotation marks the transcript as partial. NCBI's taxonomy places the organism in Eukaryota, Metazoa, Chordata, Mammalia, Scandentia, Tupaiidae. Gene Ontology annotation, biological process: calcium-mediated signaling; G protein-coupled receptor signaling pathway. The transcript has a single exon. The record is from RefSeq and is a predicted model, not a curated record. Gene Ontology annotation, cellular component: plasma membrane.